GCGCCGGAGCGACUGCUCCAGCCCUGCGCCCGGGGGAGGGGAGACUUUGUCCGGAUACGUGGUGGAACUUGAGGCGGUCCUAGAGACCCACGCACACCGUCAGACAAGUCCGGGAUCAUCCCAGCCAGCCCCUCCACCAUUUACCAAACUCAAAAAUGGCACCCUCCACUUCUUCCCAACUCCUCUCUGCGCUAUUAAUCGCACUUUCCGCCUCAGUCGUGAACUCCCAGUAUGAAAAAUACAGCUUCAGGAGCUUCCCCAGGAAUGAGCUGAUGCCUCUGGAGUCCGCUUACAAAUACGCGCUGGACCAGUACACCGGGGAGAAGUGGAAGGAGACGGUGGAGUACAUGGAAGUGUCCCUGCGGCUGUACCGGCUGCUGCGGGACAGCGAGGCCUUCUGCAACCUCAACUGCAGCUCCGUGCGGCUGGACGACGAGCAGAAGUUUGCGGAGUUUCCAGAACUGCGUGCGUUUGGCAAUGUGAUGAAGAGGGCGCAGUGCCUCAAGCGCUGCAAGCAGGGGCUGCCCGCUUUCAGGCAGACCAUGCCCAGCCGGGACACCAUAGAUGAGUUUGAAAGGAGAGAGCCGUACAAAUACCUGCAGUUCGCCUACUUCAAAUCUGAAAACCUGGCCAAGGCGGUGUCUGCUGCCCACACCUUCCUGCUCAAACAUCCAGAUGAUGAGAUGAUGCAGAGGAACAUGGCCUACUACAAGAGUCUGCCUGGAGCCGAAGAACACCUCAAAGACCUGGAGACCAAAUCCUAUGAGACAUUGUUUGUGCGUGCAGUGCGGGCGUAUAAUGGAGAAAAUUUCCGUACCUCGGUGUCAGACAUGGAGCUGGCUCUGCGGGACUUCUUCAAGGUCUAUGAUGAGUGUCUGGCUGCGUCUGAGGGCCCCAGGGACAUCAAAGACUUUAAAGACUUCUACCCUUCUAUAGCCGAUCACUACAUAGAGGUCCUUGACAGGAAAGUGACGUGUGAAAGUGACCUGACACCGGUCGUAGGGGGUUUUGUGGUUGAGAAGUUUGUGGCCACCAUGUACCACUACUUGCAGUUCGCCUAUUACAAAUUAAAGGAUCUGAAGAACGCAGUACCUUGUGCAGCCAGCUACAUGCUCUUUGACCCCAGUGAUGAGGUUAUGAAGAAUAAUGUGGCCUAUUACCAGUACCACAAAAGCCAGUGGGGACUGACAGAGGAGGACUUCCUCCCCAGAUCAGAGGCAUUGCGGUACUACAAUCAGACUACCAUGCAGCUACAGAUGUUGGAGUUCUCUAAACAGCGCCUGGUGAGCGACGAUGAGGGGGAGGUGGUGGAGUUUAUAGAUGAGUUCCUGGACGAGGAUAAUUUCCCCAUGUUGGAAAGUCCGCCGAAACACUGAAAAACAAACACAAACAACAAAACAGCACCAACACUCCCCAGUUUGUAUUUACUGUGUUUUGUACAAGGCUCUGAUUGCUCACUGUGUUUUCACCUGCAGAUCCACAUUCUGAGUAUUUAAAAUUUCCUCUUUUGUGCACUAAAUAUCCAGAUGAGUGGCUCACGGAUUUAAAGACAAUGAUGAUAAUAGAGAUAGAAAUAUUUUUACUUGCUGUUAUAUGGAGUCAUUCCUCCACUGUGAAUCAUGUAUGUUGUCUUUCAAAAAGGGUACUUUUUACAAUGAAUUGCUAAUAAAACUUGCCAAACAUCA
Dicentrarchus labrax (European seabass) is the source of this 1685-nucleotide messenger RNA. It is a transcript of the gene crtap, whose product is annotated as cartilage associated protein. Gene Ontology annotation, cellular component: endoplasmic reticulum. NCBI's taxonomy places the organism in Eukaryota, Metazoa, Chordata, Actinopteri, Moronidae. Gene Ontology annotation, biological process: collagen fibril organization; peptidyl-proline hydroxylation to 3-hydroxy-L-proline. Gene Ontology annotation, molecular function: collagen binding; protein binding. Bases 156 to 1376 code for a protein of 406 amino acids. The transcript has 7 exons. The record is from RefSeq and is a predicted model, not a curated record.